This is a messenger RNA of Metschnikowia bicuspidata var. bicuspidata NRRL YB-4993, 348 nucleotides long. RefSeq lists its product as uncharacterized. The coding region runs from base 1 to 348 and encodes 115 amino acids. The record is from RefSeq and is a predicted model, not a curated record. Lineage: Eukaryota; Fungi; Ascomycota; Pichiomycetes; Serinales; Metschnikowiaceae. The transcript has a single exon.
AUGUCUAUGCCCAUGUCUGAUAUGUCCAUGCUGGCGGUCAGGCAACUCAUGCCAGUUAUGCUGCUUAUGCCAGUUAUGUUGCUCAUGUCAGUCAUGCUGCUCAUGCUCAUAUCCCAGAGUCUGCCAAAUGGCGCUGGUCCCGCCCGUAUACCAUACUUGGACGGGGUGAGCCCACUGCGAACAGUGGGGGCACUGGACGAUAGGAACAGCCCGCCUGAAGGACGAUGUUCCGGCUGCACGCACGUGGCUGCAUGGCUCUCCCAUUUCACUCGUGGCAAUGGCAGGGUGUUUUUCAUACUAGGCCCCAACCCAUUCGAAGUGAUUUUCAAAAAUCAGACUCCACCCUGA